Porites lobata is the source of this 7903-nucleotide messenger RNA. The record is from the annotation of a GenBank genome assembly. Lineage: Eukaryota; Metazoa; Cnidaria; Anthozoa; Scleractinia; Poritidae.
UUUUUUAAAGCCGUUCUUAAUUUGUGUUUAGAACUGUCAUUCACGGCUGGGUAGCAGGUGAGUUAAAGCCCUGUCUUCGUCACUUGUAUUGUACCCGGCUUGGCUUUACUGAACUUCCCAAGCGCCAGUGCAAGAGCAGUGAUGUUGUUAGCUUGAUCUUCCGUCAACAAGGCACAGACGUUCUGAACUGCCGUAAUGUACCGGAGGUGUAAACGCAUUUUGAAAGGCUCCGUUACAGCUUUACUUUUAAGCGGUUCGCUGCUCGUGAUUUUCUUUAUCACAAUGGAGAAACAUAGUUCAGUUACACUAAGGACGCAGCCAGACGAUAUUGUUGCCAAAGAUGGGACUGCUUUGAACGUUCAUUCUACAUGUUCCACCGGUGGGUGAUUUACGAUAUGUUUUUCCUAAUUCCCAGCUGCAUCAUGCUUUGCGUGUAUAUAUCUACACGUAAAAGGAUGAUUUGCAACUUUUCAAAAGUUUUCUUUUGCUCUACUUUGUCGUCCGACAAGGUUUCCAACUUUCCCUCCGCAUUCAAUUUACACAUAGCGCGGCGGUGAAGCCUUAAAUAAAGAAACGACAGCUACGACAGAUUCAAAACGUGCGGCGUUUACACAGACUUAUUUCACUUUAAUUACUGGUUUGUUUUUAUUCAAGACUCUGUGCUAUGUAUAUUCGUUGCUACCUGAUUAUAUCAGCCUCAUUCAAUUCAUGUUUCAGCGCACAUCAACAACUUAAGAUGUUGUACGGUUAAUUUGCAUAUGAGAAUAAAACACUGACCGACAACCUGCCGAUUUUACUUAAUUAUCGCGCCGCGGUCAUUGAAAUAUACUUCAGUUUCAGUUCAAGACUCGCUUAAAUGUUAUCUCUACUGUCGCCUCAAUCGUUCAGAACUAUAUACUGAGCCUUAUGCGAGUAAGACCACAAAGCGUAAAUUAAGAAUCCAUUGCACAAAACAUUAAAUACAAGAUUUGCAUAAGCUCCUUCAGUGUCGGAGAAAGUGCUCGAAUGAGUCGUGGAAAGUUAAGAGAGAGCCGAGAGCCAAGUUUUGACAAACAUCUGUCCUUUUAUUGUUUUAGAGGUCAUGCAGUCAAGCCCAAAGUUAUCACUACAACCAAAAGUGAAUUUAAAGACAGAGCUCUUCAUUAAAACGGGUCAGUUCUAUUAACUAUUCCGCUGCCAAGAUUAGUUACAAAAUAAUAUUCUUCUCAAAGGACCUGCCAGGGACUCGCAUGGCGAAUACAACCUUGACUCUGUGGAAAAUUGGCAGAUAUUAUUCUAUUGACUAACUGAGCAGAGAAACAAGCGAAAUUUUAACCAAUAUAAACUAUAUAAUAUAUAAUCCGAGUAAGACCACAAAGCGUGAAUUUCCAGGGCCCUCAUUGAUAGCAGCACUAUGUUUUAUGCUGAAGAGAUAACCCUGGCUAAAUGACAUUUAUUAUUAUUAUUAUUAUUAGAAUCCAUCCCGCUGAUAAACUGAUAAACUGGCUUUUUCAGCUGAACGUAACUCAGUUCACCUCUGAUAAAGGUUAUUUGUGUGCUACUGAUAAAGAAGGCUUCUCCACUGGUAAAGGAUGCUUUUUAGUGUCGUUUACUGAUGGGGUCGGCGAGAAGGAGAGGAACUCCACCAAAAUCAGCCGGUUAAACUUACAAGGUUUAUUUUACUUACUCGCAAGGCGGUUCUACAUUCUUCCUGAUGUUCUUCUCUUUCUCUAUCUAUCUAUAACUGCUUGGUCUUUUUUUCUAAAAGCUUACUUCUCAAAAGCUCUCUAUGUAGUUGUUCGAUGGUCAUUGAUAAUAGGCUUACAUACUGAAUGCGUAGGAUGUACGUGCCAAGAAAAACGAGCCACAAAACUUAUGCUUCGUUAGUUAGCUACUAAAAAGGCUGAAAUGUUCAUUUAGAAGAUAACUAUUUCCGAGGGAUGUCAAAUUUGGAGACAACAUAUCCCACUCUCAAAAAGCACGCUGUUAAUAUUUAUGUUUCUGCAUGCAAAGCUUAUUAGUAAAUUGGUUAUUCAUUAUGUUGCAUUUUUAAACGUAAACACUUAGAAUGAUCUAGAACCUUAAAAGCCUAUUGAUCGAAUAUUUAUCGAACUUUUAUUAACUUUCCAUAUAUCUUCAAAAUCGGGACGAUAGGUCCUGUAACACUGCACAAACAGUAUUUUGAUCAUGCAUCAACAUUAACUGUUAUGUACCUUGGCACAUUAAAUACAAGAUUUGCAAGCUCCUUCGGUGUCAGAGAAAGUGCUCGAAUGAGUCGUGGAAAGUUAAGAGAGAGCUGAGAGCUAAGUUUUGACAAACAUCUGUCCUUUUCUUGUUUUAGAGGUCGUGCAGUCAAACCCAAAGUUAUCACUACAACCAACAGUGAAUUUAAAGACAGAGCUCUUCAUUAAAACAGGUCAGUUCUCAAAUCAAUCAAUCAAGCUUUAUUAACGGUAUCACUUCAUUAAAAAUGCUCUUCCAGUGAGCCGUUUACAUAACAAAAUUUUCAGAGAAACUACAUUAAUGCUAAAAUAUAUCUAUAUAUUAAGAAAAUCUAUCCUAUAACUAAUUACAUAAAAAUAAAUCAACCUUAAAGGUACAUUAAACAACUAAAAUAAAUUCUAUCGCAACUCCCUCAAGGCAAUCCCUGGUUCAAGACAAAGACAGGGCAGACUUGAAAGAGUUGAGAUUUAACUCGUCUUUAAGCACAUUUUCUAGGUGAUUGCACAUGACUGCUCCCCUAUAGCUAAAAGCCCACUUAGCAGCUUCAGUACAGGGGCUUAAUACAAAAAUGUUGUUCGAGGCACCUCGCACGUUGUAGGAAUGAACCCCGGAGGUUGGUUUAAACACGUUCUUUAAACUCUCAGGGUAAAGGUUAUUUAGCGAUUUAAAAACACUUAUUGCGAGCUGUUUAGAGCGUCUUUGCUCAAGAGUAUCCCAUCUCAAGUCUUGGAGGAUGUCCGCAAAUCUUGUAUUAUAAUCACUAAAUGUUAUAAUUCUCCCAGCCCUAUUUUGCAAUCUCUGGAGUCUGUCACACAGGCCUUUUCCCAUGCAUCCCCAGACUUCGAAGCAAUAAUCAAAAUAAGGAGCGACUAAAGCAUCAUACAUUUUCAGUAGGGUUUGGCGAGGCACCAGGGAACGAAUACGUUUUAAGGCCCCUAUACCUGCAUUCUUGUAGGUCGUUUAUAUAAAUGAGAAAGAACAAGGGUCCAAGUAUAGAACCUUGUGGGACUCCACAACUAACAAGAAGAUAGUCUGAUAGAGUUCCAUUUACAUAAGUACUCUGAAAGCGAUUUGAUAGGUAUGAUUUGAACCACUGAACUGCAUGCGGGUCCAGACCAUAAAGUUGCAGUUUUUUUUAACAAUAUGCUGUGGUCAACCGUAUCAAAGGCUUUCUUAAGAUCCAGGAAGAGGACACUGUUAAUUAGGCCAUCAUCAAUAUUUAAGUACCAGUUGUUAGUAGCUUCAAGCAAGGCAGUCAAAGUAGAAUGCAUCGGUCUUAAGCCAUGCUGAGAAACUGUCAGCAAAUUAUUGUGAGUUAGGUACUCAUAAAGUUGUUUGAAAAUAACCUUUUCGAUUAUUUUACUGACAACUGGUAGAAUAGAUAUAGGUCUAUAGUUGUUAGGACGUUAUAUAAAGGUAAUACUUUGGAAAUUUACCACUCGUCUGGAAAAUACCCACACCUAAUGGAUAGGUUAAUUAUAUGGGUGAGAGAAGGCACGAUUUCAGGACAAGCUUCUUUUAAAAGCCUUGCAGAAAUACCAUCUAGGCCCGUAGCCUUGUCGACUUGAAGCGAACUCACUAAAGGGUGAACAAUACCGCAGUGAGUCUCGUUCAGGGUAAAACUAGAAUCUGAUGGCGUAAUGUAGUCCUCGAAACAAACACUAGUUUUGGGAAUAUUAUCGGCUAACCUAGGCCCAAUGUGAGUAAAGUGAUAAUUAAGAGCAUUAGAGAUUUCUAAUGGGGUAGUACUUGAGUUAUCUCCAGCAUCUAUUCUAUUUAUUUCAGUUGUUGAUAAAUUUCGGCCCAAUAUUGAAUUUACUCCUUUCCAUCCCCUAGAUUUGUUUCGAAAUACCUUUUAUAGUAGUUUGUUUUUGUUUUCCUGAUAUUAGCAUUUACAUUGUGUCGAGCAAUCUCGGUCCAAUGAGCAUCUGAAUUGUUGAUAAUUGCAGCCCUUUUCAGUUUGUCCCUCUCAAACAUCAUCCUUUUUAUCUCUGGUGUUAGCCAGGGAGCAUAAUUAUUUCUUAUUUUCCUUUUACGUUUUGGUGCGUGGAAGUCACAUAUUUCUAAAAAUAGACGUGACCAAAUUUCCCCGGCCCGAUUUGGAUUAUCUUCCAGAUAAACUAGGUGCCAAGUUGCUAGGUUAAGGCCAGCAUGGAAUGAAUUAGCAUCAAAAUUCCUAAACUGUCGCGACUCCACGAUCUUUGGUUUCCCUUUGGGAAUACAGAAUUUUCUAACUCCAUAGAUAAGAUUAUUAACUACUCCGCCGCCAAGAUUAGUUACAAAUAUUUUUGGACCAUGUUUACUGUAGGUAGUGUCGACCGAUCUAUUGGUCGAUAAAGAGGUCGAUAGUCGGUCGACACUCGGUUCUCAAAGGAACCUGCCACGGACGUGCAUGGCGAAUACAACCAUGACUCGGUGGAAAUUGGUUGAUUAUUCCAUUGACUAAGUGAGCAGAGAAACAAGCGAAGUUUUAACCAAUUUAAACUAUAUAAAAUACUUGAUUACUAUCACCAAAAUUUCGUCUUAGAUUUGUAACAAAAUUUAAGUAGGGUAAUAGUUAUAAAACAUGUAACGAUUCUUAUUAUUUCGAAAGCUUUGAAAUAUUUGCAUUCGUUUCGUUAGCAACCAUAUGUCAUUAGUAUUUCUGACUGCGUAUGGGCUCCAGCAUGUUUCUUUAUUCAGUUUUUUCCUCUGUCAUUAAACAAAGCCUUAAUGGAUGAAAUGAUUCAUGGAACAUGGAACUGGCAGAAAUAAUUUGCCAGUAAACGCAUACAAAGCACGCUUGUCCAUUCAUUAGGCGAAAACAUUCUGAGUCAUUAGUCAAGUAGAUAGAUUGAACUAUCUACUUGACUAACAGUGACUCUUUCAGAAGGCUUUCGCCUAAUGAAUUUGACAGCAGUAACAGUUCUUGACGUUUUAGCUGAUUUCUUCGUUUGUUUAGGAAGAGCCGGCGUUUCUGCCUGCCCGAGAUUGGAGGUAAUGAAUUCCUCGAAGAUUAACAAACUGGGGGUGUAUCCUCGAGAAAAACGUAAGUGUUAAGCAAACUCGAAGGUUCUCCGGCUAAUAAAUAUAAGUUAGGUGCACGCUUUGACCGAAUUCAAGGGAAAAUUAACACCCCUUUAAAAGCACAAAUGGACAAAACCUUUAAGGAAAGAGCGAUAACACAAAGUGGUUUGGUUGUUUAUGUACAUUGAUCUUCAGUCUAGAUGCGCACGUAUAGCUUAAAUAUGGGUUAUAGGCGAAUUAUGCUAUGUGGACAGUCAACUGUAAUCGAACCUGCAAGCUAUGCAUUGUGAAAAGUAAAUUGAAAACUGAAGUGAGAAUAAUAUUGUCAAUUGGGAAUUUUGGCAGUGACUGUGCAAUGAAAAGUGUGAACGAUUAAUUGUUAAUUGACAACUCCAGAAAAUAUCAUUAUCAUACCAUAAUGUUCUUUGUUUAUCACCCAAAAAUUUUGCAUAAGCAUUGGCUUCAGUUUCUCUUGGGAGUUAAAAUGGCCCCAAAAGAAACUGAAAACAAUGCUUAUGCAAAAUUUUGGGGUGACAAACGAAGAGCAUUAUGGUAUGUUAUGGUAUUUUCGGGAGCGGUCAAUUGUAAUCAGGAGCCCAAAGUUCCUUACAUGCAGAAAGUUUCAAAAAUCGAGCAAUCAAAUAAUAAAUUAUACUCGUCAUUGGUCAGAGUCGGUUCGGGUACUUGAAGGUUAGUUCAUGACUAUAUUUCAAUUUGAUUCGUGUAUCCUUCGAUCCAUCCUUAAUCCAAUAAAAUAAUUUUUUACCACUGUCAUCACCACUGUCACCAUACCAUCUUCAUCAACAUCAUCGUCAGCAUUGUCGUCGACAACACCAUAAUCACCUUUAUUGUCACCAUCAACAUCACCAUCGUCACCAUCAUCGCUAAUGAUCCUCAUUAUCUUCGUUAUCAUUAUUAUCGUCUUUGUCAAUCACUCGGCAAGAUAGUCAUCAUCAUCGUCAUCGUUAUUACCAUCAUCAUCAUCAUCAUCAUCGUUAUCCUUCCUGUCACAUUGUCAUCAUUACCAUCUCCAUUAUCCUUCCAAUCACAUUAUCACAAUCAUCAUCGUCAAUAGCAACAACAGCAUCAUCUUCAUGAUCUUAAACGUCGUUUUAUUUGUUUUUCCUUCUAGGACACUUAACCAUUGGAAUCUCGUCAAUCACUCGUCCAUUAAAAGCAAAUUACCUCCCCAGAACUGUAAAACUUUUAAUUGAAAAUCUUAGCGAGAAAGACAGGAAAGAGGUUUACCUGGUAAUAUUCUUGGCAGACUUCGAUGAGGCACUAAAAACUGGUAGAUUGAAAGAAUUUUUGACUCUCUUCAAGACAUUCAUUGAUGACAAUUUACUUCAUGUGAUUGCUGCUCCGCGAGAAUAUUAUCCAGCCCUUUCAAAUAUGAAAAGGAAAUUCGAUGACUCACAGGAUCGAAUAAUGUGGCGUUCGAAACUGGUGAUAGACUUUUCUUUCUUAAUGUGCUAUUGCAAAGACUUUUCACCUUAUUAUCUUCAUUUAGAAGACGACUUGAUUCCAGCGCCAAGUUUUUAUCCAAAAUUACAAGAUUUCAUCGCUUCGCAGAAGAAUCCGUGGCCAAUUUUAGACGCUGCAUCUAUGGGUCACACAGCUAAGAUUUAUCAUUCGACUGACCUUGAAAACCUCGCCUCUUUUUUCUUCCUCAUGUUCGACGAAAUGCCUGGAGACUGGUUAAUAGAAUUCUGGCGAAAAAUCAAAUACGAUAGAAAAUACUUCAAAGCCUUUGUACUACCCCACGCGUCGUUUUUCCAGCAUAUCGGAGAUAACUCCUCCUUUAAAGAGAACAAAAAUUCUUAUAAGUCAAAGGAGCAAUUUUUUGACGCAUAUGAUGUCAAGUACAGGGGCUUAAAUCCUCAAGCAACGAUUAGCAGCUCUUUUGUGUCUAGUGAUGGAUCAGACCCCCAAAGUGCCUACACCAAGGGCACUGGCCAUUUUUGGGCCAAGCAGCCGAAGAGAGAUGACUUCAUUCUUAUCAAGUUUAGUUCUGUAACCACCGUCCGUGAAGUAUUUGUAGACACCGGUUCCUUUAACGCCCCCAAAGAUAGACUAAGAUCGGGCGUUUUGCAGGCAAGUUUUCAAAAUGCACAGUGCAAAGACUUCGAAACAAUCGGCCACUUCAAAGAUGGUAGCCUGAAAAUAUCUUUAGCCCAAAGCAGGAAAGUACAUUGUCUAAGAAUUCUAGUCACCGGAGGUCAAAGUGAAUGGAUUUUUUUCAGGGAAAUUGAUGUUUUGCAGUCUUGAAAAGACAGUACUUUAAUAUUUAAGUAACAAUUUAAUUAAAAAGUGCUGACAAUGCAUAAACAAGGAGAAGUAGGCUCCCCGCUCUGCAAAGUCUUACCCGUUGAAGAUUAUAUUUACCGGGGCGAAACGAAAACAGAUCGUUAUUCGGCAAGGUACGAGUGGUUACAAAGUCUACAAUCCAUACCCGAGGGUACUCAAAGCUACUUAACAAAGUUUUUCAGUAUGCGUUCCGUUGUCUUUUUCCACGAACUGCACGCGCAAUGGCCACAGUUAUCCACAAUGCGUAAUAUUGUUCCAGUUAAAGAGUCCUUCCUACUCACUUCUCUUGUUUGUUUUUUUUUCUUCUAUAUGCUACGUUCAGGAGUUGUUAGCACAACUGCGAUUGCACGUAAAUACGCUGAGUAUGCACAUUUUAGACAAACUGACU